Oldenlandia corymbosa var. corymbosa is the source of this 4014-nucleotide messenger RNA. The record is from the annotation of a GenBank genome assembly. Lineage: Eukaryota; Viridiplantae; Streptophyta; Magnoliopsida; Gentianales; Rubiaceae.
GAUAUAAAAAGAAUGGUAUGUUUUUUGAAUUAAAAAUCAUUAUUCAAAAUUUGAAAAUGUAUGCCCCUUCCAAAAAAGUACUCCGUGGUUCAUAUGAGUUAGUCACAAAUUUGAAAAUCCGAUACUUGUUUUGGACGGAAGGAAUGUCUUUUUUUUUUUUUUGUAAUAAUUAAAAAAAUCCCAUAUUUAAAUAUAAAUCCUCUUUCAAAAUGGGAAAGGAAACAGAUUAUUUCGGGGGGCAUGGAUGGGAAAAAAGGAUUAUUCAAAACGGUCUAUAAAUACAGGCAUAUAGGCCUCCGAUUAUACGACAUUUAUUUUCGCGCGAGCUCUUCGUAUCUUUUUCCAGAUAUUAAUUUCUUUCUUCUGCGAAGAAAAAUCGCUUCUGCCCUAAUUUUUCCUGAUGGUAAUCAUUGUGAUGAAUUGAUACCUUAUUAUUGAUCGAUUGUUUUUCGAAGAUUAGGGUAAAAACGGCGUGAGUUUUGAUUUGUGAUUUCUGUUUUCUUGCAGGCUUUUUUGGAUUUGCCGGGUGUCUUCAAUCACUUUCAGAGAAGUUUCGGAUUCCGCAAGUGUUGGUGCUGGCAGUGUUUAAGUUGCAAUGAGGGAGGAAGAUUCCAAGCCAAGGACGGAUGAUUCUAAACUGCACUCUUCCAGAAGGAGCCAUCAGAAAAGGGAAAGAGGAGAUGUGAAUCAAGACAAAGAGACGAAUGGGGAUAGAACCAAGGAGAUGGACAGAUAUAGAAAUAGGGACAGGGAUCACCACCAUUCCUCUGAUAAAAAGGAUCAAAAACACAGGGAGAGGAGUACUGAUGACGAAUAUGGAGACAGAGACAGGGAGAGGUACAGAGGUAGGCACAAAGAGAGUGAAAGGGGAAAGGAGAGGGAUUCAACUCGUGAUGGUUUGAGGUACAAGAUUAGAGAUAGGGAAGAAAGACAUGCUGAUAAAAGGAAAGAAGAAAAGGGGGGAGAGAGGGGGAAGCACAAGGAAAGACACAGGAAGCGUGGAAAAGAGAGGGUAAGGGAAGAGCAAGAAAGGGACUAUGACAGAGAGAGAAGGGAGAGGAGGAAAAAAGAGAGGGGGAUAGUUUGGGUGAGAGAGAAGAGCCGAACUGGUUAUACAGAUCAGAGUGGUGAUGACAGUGAUGUCAAGGACAGGGACAGAAAGAGGCAGAGGAGAGAUGAGGUCCAUAAGGAUCUGGACUGUCAACAAACCAGCAAGUCCGCAGAGUAUAAUGAUAAUUCUGAAGAUAGUUGUCAGCAUAAACCAAGCAAUGAAGACUUUGUUGAUGAGAAAAAUGACAAUAAGGAAGAAGUUUCUGAAGAGCUCAGGAAACUAGAUGAGGAGGCGGAGAAGCGUCGUAGGAGAGUCCAGGAAUGGCAACAGCUAAAAAGGCAGAGGGAGGAGUCUGAGAGAGGAUCACUUGGAGUUGCAGCCAAUAAUGAACCACAAUCUGGUAAGACUUGGACCCUAGAAGGAGAAUCUGAUUCCGAAGAAGCCAAAUCUGACGGAAGAGAAAACACUGAUAUGGAUUUGGAUGAGGGCAUCAAGCCCAUAAAUAGCCAUAGGGAUGGGCAUUUGGCUGCUACUCUGCAGAAUGAGGUUGGUGGUGCCAUUGAUGAUGAAGAAGUAGAUCCAUUAGAUGCUUUCAUGAAUGCUAUGGUGGUGCCUGAAGUUGAGAGGCUUCAUGGUGAGCCUCCUUCGUUGGGUGAUGUUAAUAACGAUUUGGAUGCGGGAUAUAAAAGAAGAAAUGGCAAACAUCCAAAAAAGGGGGUUGAUAAUUCCAUGGGUCGAAUCUUUUCUUGGGAAGACAGUGAUUCAGACUAUGAGAAUUAUGAGGACAAAGAUAAUCAUCUUGAGGAUGAAAAUGAUAAUGAUUUUUUGAAUAGGGUAAAGGAAAUAAAGGCUAAGAAAUUACCCGUCGUUGACCAUUCUAAAAUGGAUUAUCCUCCAUUACGGAAGGAUUUUUAUAUUGAAGCGAAAGAAAUUUCAGCAAUGACCUAUGAGGAGGUAGCUGCUUACAGAAAACAGUUGGAGUUGAAAGUACAUGGGAAGGACGUGCUGAAACCAGUAAGAUCUUGGCUACAAGCUGGACUAUCAGCUAAUGUCUUGAAAACCAUUCGGAAGUUAAAUUGUGAGAAGCCCAUGCCUAUUCAGGCUCAGGCAUUGCCUGUUAUUAUGAGUGGCAGAGACUGCAUUGGUACAGCUAAGACAGGCUCUGGCAAAACUUUGGCAUUUGUCUUACCUAUGCUGAGGCACAUCAAGAACCAGUCGCCAUUGAUGCCCGGAGAUGGUCCAAUUGCCCUUAUAAUGGCACCAACAAGGGAGCUUGUCCAACAAAUUCACAGUGAUGUCAAGAAGUUUUCUAAAGUAUUGGGUCUUAGGUGUGUACCAGUUUAUGGAGGUGCCGGUGUUGCCCAACAGAUUGGGGAAUUGAAACGGGGCACGGAGAUUGUUGUUUGCACUCCAGGGAGGAUGAUUGACAUGCUUUGUACCAGUUCCGGGAAAAUUACGAAUCUGCGUAGGGUUACUUAUUUGGUUAUGGAUGAAGCUGACAGGAUGUUUGAUAUGGGCUUUGAGCCUCAAAUAGCAGAGAUAGUUCAAAAUACACGACCAGACCGUCAAACUGUGCUCUUUUCUGCAACCUUUCCUCGUCAGGUUGAAAUACUGGCUCGAAAAGUAUUGAACAAACCUGUAGAAAUCCAGGUAGGGGGGAGGAGUGUUGUUAACAAAGAUAUAGAGCAAUUGGUUGAAGUGAGGCCUGAGAGUGAUAGGUUCCUUCGACUCCUAGAACUUUUGGGUGAUUGGUGUGAGAAGGGAAAGAUUUUGAUAUUUGUCCAUUCGCAGGAGAAAUGUGAUACCUUAUUCAGGGACUUGGUCAAGCAUGGUCAUGCUUGCCUUUCUCUUCACGGGGCGAAGGAUCAAACUGAUCGUGAAUCAACCGUUGCAGAUUUCAAGAGUAACGUCUGUGACUUGUUGAUUGCGACAAGUGUUGCUGCUAGGGGUUUGGAUGUAAAAGAGUUAGAACUGGUGAUCAAUUAUGAUGUUCCAAACCAUUAUGAGGACUAUGUUCACCGUGUUGGUCGAACUGGGCGGGCUGGUCGAAAAGGUACUGCUAUUACUUUUAUAUCAGAGGAUGACUCUAGAUUUGCACCAGAUCUUGUGAAAGCAUUGGAGCUUUCUGGGCAAGUUGUACCUGAUGACCUGAAAGCUCUUGCUGAUGGAUUUCUGGCCAAGGUGAAGCAAGGACUUGAAAAAGCCCAUGGAACUGGUUAUGGUGGCAGCGGUUAUAAAUUUGAUGAAGAGGAAGAUGAAGUGAGAAAAGCUGCUAAGAAAGCACAGGCGAAAGAGUACGGGUUUGAGGAAUGUAAAUCUGAUUCAGAUGAAGAGGAAGACCCCUCUCAACCUUUUCAGAACGAUGCUCUUCCUGUCAGACAAGAAAAUAAACAACCUGCUCCUGUUCCAAUUGAACCUAAUGGCAUAAACAAUCUAAAAAGGAUUAUUUUGGAGAAGUUACAUAAACUUCAAGGUGAACGUCCCCACACUGAAUUGGAGAUAAAUGAUUUUCCUCAAAAUGCUCGUUGGAAAGUGACACACAGGGAAACUCUGGAGCCUAUUGCUGAAUUUACCGGAGCUUCCAUUACAACCAGGGGGCAAUUUUUCCCGCCCGGCCAGAACCCUAGAGAAGGGGAGCGGAAGUUGUUUCUGUACAUUGAAGGACCUACUGAAGAAUCUGUGAAGAGCGCUAAAGCUGCACUGAAACAAGUGCUGGAGGAUGUUAGUAGCAGAGUAUCAGUGCACCAACCUGGUGCAAAAUCAGUCAUCCAAGGACGACAAGUACGAGGGUUUUUGAGUCUUAGCAAUUAGGUGAAAUUACUUUCUCACUCUUGCUUGGUAAAUUUCCAGGGAACAGUGUGAUUUGGAUUUGUGUUUUCCCCCCUCCAAGAGCUUUCUGGAUAUUACUAAAUGCACUCUUUUUUUUUUUUUUUUUUUUCAAUGAAAUCAUCUUUUUAAGUCAA